Molecule: messenger RNA, 2394 nt
Organism: Pipistrellus kuhlii (Kuhl's pipistrelle)
Lineage: Eukaryota; Metazoa; Chordata; Mammalia; Chiroptera; Vespertilionidae
Gene: GABRB1
Product: gamma-aminobutyric acid type A receptor subunit beta1
Exons: 9
Coding region: 463-1887 (474 amino acids)
Biological process (GO): signal transduction; regulation of membrane potential; chemical synaptic transmission
Cellular component (GO): synapse; neuron projection; membrane
Molecular function (GO): extracellular ligand-gated monoatomic ion channel activity; neurotransmitter receptor activity; GABA-A receptor activity
Source: RefSeq, a predicted model, not a curated record
AGAGACCCGCCUUCUCUCCAAACUCCCAGUUCUAGGACCACUGUGACUGUUACCGAAAGGUGCCAAUCACAGGCAGCCUUAGCCAGAUGCCUGGGAGUUGAGUUAAAAAAAAGAAAAAAAGAAAAAAAAAAAAAAAAGCAGGUUGAGGGCAGAGAGGAAAAAGAACAUAGCAACCUCCCAUCCCCAAUACACACACAUGCACCGUAGGAUUCCCAGCAAGCACACAGCAGGAUACCUCCGACCGCUCUGAGGACGCGGAGCACCGCAAACAGGAACUUUAAAGGGAUUGAAAUCUGUUGCCUGUUCCACUAGGAAUACUGUUCGCCAGGCACAAGGUGUCUUUCGGCGGAGAGCACCCUCUGCGCAUGCGCAGGUCCAUUCGGGAAUUACUGCCCUGCCGCCGACUAAGUUGCAUUCCUUGAAUCUUCGCCGAAAAAGACAAUUCUUUAAUCAGAGUUAGUAAUGUGGACAGUGCAUAAUCGGGAGAGUCUGGGGCUUCUCUCUUUCCCUGUGAUGAUUGCCAUGGUCUGUUGUGCACACAGCGCCAACGAGCCCAGCAACAUGUCAUACGUGAAAGAGACAGUGGACCGAUUGCUCAAGGGAUAUGACAUUCGCUUGCGGCCGGACUUUGGAGGGCCCCCCGUGGACGUGGGCAUGCGGAUCGAUGUGGCCAGCAUAGACAUGGUUUCCGAAGUGAACAUGGAUUAUACAAUCACCAUGUAUUUUCAGCAGUCUUGGAAAGACAAAAGACUUUCUUAUUCUGGAGUCCCGCUAAACCUCACGCUAGACAACAGGGUAGCUGACCAACUUUGGGUACCAGAUACAUACUUUCUGAAUGACAAGAAGUCAUUUGUGCAUGGGGUUACAGUGAAAAACCGGAUGAUCCGGCUGCAUCCGGACGGAACAGUUCUGUAUGGGCUCCGAAUCACAACCACAGCUGCAUGUAUGAUGGAUCUACGAAGAUAUCCUCUGGAUGAACAAAACUGCACUCUGGAAAUUGAAAGUUAUGGCUAUACCACUGAUGACAUUGAGUUUUAUUGGAAUGGAGGAGAGGGAGCAGUAACCGGAGUAAAUAAAAUUGAGCUUCCUCAGUUUUCAAUUGUCGACUACAAGAUGGUGUCCAAGAAGGUGGAGUUCACAACUGGGUCAUAUCCACGACUAUCACUAAGUUUCCGUCUAAAGAGAAACAUUGGUUACUUCAUUUUGCAGACCUACAUGCCUUCCACACUGAUUACAAUUCUGUCCUGGGUGUCUUUUUGGAUCAACUAUGAUGCUUCUGCAGCCAGAGUCGCACUAGGAAUCACCACGGUGCUGACAAUGACAACCAUCAGCACUCACCUCAGGGAGACGCUGCCAAAGAUCCCGUAUGUCAAAGCAAUUGAUAUUUACCUGAUGGGCUGCUUUGUGUUUGUGUUCCUGGCUCUGCUGGAAUAUGCUUUUGUAAAUUACAUCUUCUUCGGAAAAGGCCCCCGGAAAAAGGGAUCUGGCAAACACAACCAGAGUGCCAAUGAUAAGAACAAACUGGAGAUGAAUAAAGUCCAGGUCGACGCCCACGGCAACAUCAUCCUCAGCGCCCUGGAAAUGAGGAACGAGGCGAGCGGCUCGGAGGUGCUCACGGGCCUGAGCGACCCCAGCACCACCAUGUACUCUUACGACAGCGCCAGCAUCCACUACCGCCGGCCCCGCGCGCCCCGCGAUGCCUACGGCCACCCGCUGGACCGCCACGGCGCGCACGCCAAGGGCCGCAUCCGCAGGCGCGCCUCGCAGCUCAAGGUCAAGAUCCCCGACUUGACUGACGUGAAUUCCAUAGACAAGUGGUCCCGAAUGUUUUUCCCCAUCACCUUCUCUCUCUUCAACGUGGUGUAUUGGCUCUACUAUGUGCACUAAGGUCUGUCCUGAGGGUUCGUUCGGGAACGACUGCUUUUCCUCUUUUGAGUUUUUAACCCCUGCAGGUUCCCAGCAGCGAGGCUGCUGUGUUUUGGAGGUAAGAGAUUCAGCCAUCUUAUUGGUUUUUAGGUCUUGCAUAUCAAUUUUAUUACUUGCACCAUAUUUACUUAAAAAAAAAAAAAAGGAAAAACAACAACACUAUUUCCCCCCCUCCCCCCAGUCUACUGUGGUCCAGGUUACCAGCCCUUUCGAGCUUCUCUGCAAUUGCCAUGUUUACAAACACACGCGAAGAGAGGAGUUAGAUAGGCAGCUCUCGAGCAGUCUUUCCUAGUUGCCCUGGAUUUUAUCAUUUUUUAAAAUAAGAAUGAAAAAGAGGGCCUCGUUCUCUGUGCAAGCUGCUUCCUGGUAAACUGUAACAGUCUCAUACUGCCAAAAAAAAAACCCCCCAAAAAAACCACCACCACAAUUCCAGGAUCUCAGAAGAAGAAAAACAAACAAACAAAAACA